AGUUGAAUUAAGAGAUUCAUCACAGCAUGCAUGCAAUAUAAUGGAAGACGAAAUCCAUCCGUCUCCAUCGACCGAUGGGUCGCUCGGGCCGACCAAUCAACGUGAAGGAGUGAUCAGGUUAGGCACCGCGUGACACACGAGCCCGUGUGACAUCCGGCGACGUCGAUCCUGGCGAUUGUAUAUGACUUGCACGCAUACUAAUCCUCAACCAACUGCCGUGGAUCUAUAUAUUCUGUGGCCACAUGCAUGCUGACAUGUGAUACUACUGUUUUUGUUUUCACCGUCGGAUUCUUCUGUGUCAAAGGGCAGAACAUAUAGGGCAGGAAAUGGAGUGGACACACACACACGGCUGGCCUUAUGUGGUGGAUUUGGAAUAUAUGAAUGAAUGGAUGGAUGAAUGAAUGAUGGAUCAUGCGUGCAUGAGGAUCGGCUUUCUACCUAAUCAACUUUGUGGAGGAAUACUUGGUGAAAGAAAGGGAAAUAUUAAAGCUACGUACGUACUGUACGCGUCCUGCGUACUCUACAAUGAGUGCCGAAAGAGAAAGGCGCCGGAGGCAGGCAGGCAGUACGUACCCGGCUACGUGUACGUAAGCAGUUGGAUAUCACUAGCGGCUAUGAUGAACCAAGAACAACACUUUGAUCUUGAAGGAAAAAAAAAGGCAGGACAACUAAUAAAACAUAACAUGAAAAUGGACAAAAAAAUAAUCAAUCAAAUACUAGUAGCAGAUAGCGCCUCCAUUACUAUAGUGGGAGCAGCGGUGCAAGUGCAAGUGAGCAACCCCCUCCUUUCAACCACUCUCCGGCCCCUGCGUCACCAACAUAAUUUAUAUAGGAGCACUACACAAGCAGAGGCACGGAUGUCAGACGACAUACACGCAUGAGCUAGCUCCUAGAUUGUGUCUGAUACCGGCCGCCGUAUACAGGUGCAGCUUGCGUUCGGACCGAUCGCCGGAGGCAGACGGCAGAGCGAUGGAGGAGCCGGACUACGUGUUCAAGGUGGUGGUGAUCGGCGACUCGGGGGUGGGCAAGACGCAGCUGCUGGGGCGCUUCACGCGGGGCGACUUCUGCCUCGACUCCAAGUCCACCAUCGGCAUCGAGUUCCAGACGCGCACCGUCGACAUCGCCCGCCGCCGCGUCAAGGCCCAGAUAUGGGACACCGCCGGCCAGGAGCGCUACCGUGCCGUCACCAGCGCCUACUACCGUGGCGCGCUGGGCGCCAUGCUCGUCUACGACGUCACCCGCCGGGACUCCUUCGGGCACGCCGCGCGCUGGGUCGCCGAGCUCCGCGCCCACGCCGACAAGUCCAUCGUCGUCGCGCUCGUCGGCAACAAGGCCGACCUCGCCACCGCCGCGCCGGCGCGUCGGGAGGUCGGGGCCGACGAGGCCGAGGCCUUCGCGGAGGAGCAGGGGCUCUUCUUCUACGAGGCGUCCGCGCUCAGCGGCGACAACGUCGAGGCCGCCUUCCUCGGCCUGCUCGAGGAGAUCCACGCCGCCGUGUCCAGGAAGCCGCUGGAGGCGGCGAGGGGCAACGGGGAUGGCGACGACGACGUCCUGGUGCUCAAGGGCAUCUCGCUGUCGCAGGAGCUGUCCAUGAUGGAGACCAGCGCCAUGAAAACACCGAGCAGGUGCUCUUCAUGCUCCUCGUGAUACCAUACGACACGAUACCAUACCAUAUGAUGUAUUCAGCGAUUAAUCUUAGCAGAAAAUACAAACGUCUCUUCAUGCUCUCCACCAAGCGUGAUGAAGACAUCAAGCAAGUGCUCUUCAUGCUCGUGAUAUUAUGAUACCUAUAGACUGAUAGAUUCAGCAAUUCUUGACUGAAAAUACAAGCGUCAUUGAUCGUUUA
This is a messenger RNA of Hordeum vulgare subsp. vulgare (domesticated barley), 1846 nucleotides long. RefSeq names its product ras-related protein RABA3-like. The transcript has a single exon. Gene Ontology annotation, molecular function: GTPase activity; GTP binding. The coding region runs from base 970 to 1647 and encodes 225 amino acids. Gene Ontology annotation, cellular component: endosome. NCBI's taxonomy places the organism in Eukaryota, Viridiplantae, Streptophyta, Magnoliopsida, Poales, Poaceae. The record is from RefSeq and is a predicted model, not a curated record.